AUGUCAGUGGCUGGAUUGUGGACAAUUACCUAUUUCUUUAACCUCAUAUUGUUACUUUUCUCUCUGGUUGUCCUAGAAGCAGAUGGCUAUCAACCCUAUCUGAUAUCUCCAGAGAAGGGUUUAAUAUCUUUGAUAAAAGGUGUCUUGGAGCUAGCAAAAGAGCCAUCUUGUUUAUGCGUUGAUGAGGUUCAUCGUGUGUUGUUGAAUAUUGUUAGCGCUGCUGCAAAUGCUACACCUGGUCUAGGGAGAUAUGCUCCUUUCAAGAGAGAGGUUGUGGCAAUUGCAAAUGCUGCACUUGGUUUUAAAAAUGAAUCAAAAAAGAUGGUAGUUGCACAAGUGGACAUGGAGCGUGCAUUUGUUCUCCUUCAGCAUUUCAUUCACCUGGUGCAAAGGCGAAUGGAGAGACAACGACGAGAAGAUGAAGUGAAGAACCGGUCCUCCAAGAAGGCAGCCAAUGCAGAGCAGUCAAUUCUAAAUCGAGCAAUUAGUCCUCAAACCAGUGGACAACAAUCUGAAGGAAACUUAAAAUCGUUGAAGGAUAAACUAAGCAAGAAAGAAAAAGAUGUAUCGGAGAGCUCAGCAUUUAAAGACUGCUGGACCGGUGGUGAGAUAACAGUGGGUUAGUAAUCAAACUGAGCA
Messenger RNA from Hibiscus syriacus, 639 nucleotides. Its product is annotated as dynamin-2A-like. Gene Ontology annotation, molecular function: GTPase activity; microtubule binding. The transcript is spliced from 6 exons. Gene Ontology annotation, cellular component: membrane; microtubule; cytoplasm. Bases 1 to 624 code for a protein of 207 amino acids. Lineage: Eukaryota; Viridiplantae; Streptophyta; Magnoliopsida; Malvales; Malvaceae. The record is from RefSeq and is a predicted model, not a curated record.